AGUUUCGACAGGGGAAACCGUAAAACGGUGGAGCUUGUCUUGUUAGCUCUCUCAAUCCAAACUCCCAUAAAAACCUCUCUCCUUAUCUCGUUUUCUCAUUUUCUCAUUCAAUCUCUGUUUUUUCCAUAUGGGAUUCGCAACCCUCCAUUCACCCACUUUCAUGGCCGAUUUCAUCCGCCAGUCCGGCGGCUACGCGGUUAUUGACGGCGGCCUUGCCACCGAGCUCGAGCGUCACGGCGCCGACCUCAAUGACCCUCUCUGGAGCGCCACAUGCCUCAUUCAUUCUCCUGACCUUAUCAGGAGGGUGCACCUAGAUUACCUUGAAGCAGGGGCAAGUAUCAUAAUAACAGCAUCUUAUCAGGCUACUAUUCAGGGCUUUGAGGCCAAAGGCUUGUCUAGAGAAGAAGCCGAAGUUUUGCUAAGGAGAAGCGUUGAAAUUGCAUGCGAGGCAAGGGAUAUUUAUCAUGAGAGAUGUGCCAAGGGCACUUGUCUAGAGCAGCGUCCAAUCUUAGUUGCAGCUUCUGUUGGCAGCUACGGGGCUUAUCUGGCUGAUGGAUCCGAGUAUAGUGGGCACUAUGGUGCUGCAGUUACUCUGGAAACUUUGAAAGAUUUUCACAGGAGACGGGUCCAGGUUCUAGCUGAGUCAGGUGCUGACUUGAUUGCAUUUGAAACAAUUCCAAAUAAGCUAGAAGCAAAGGCCUAUGCAGAACUUCUUGAUGAAGAAAACAUAAAGAUUCCAGCAUGGUUUUCAUUCACUUCUCUGGAUGGAAUCAAUGUGGUUAGUGGUGAUUCUUUGAUAGAGUGUGCCUCAAUUGCAGAUUCAUGCAAGCAAGUUGUUGCAGUUGGAAUCAACUGCACCCCUCCUAGAUUUAUUCAUGGACUGAUUUUAUUGAUUCAGAAGGUAUGUUAUGCCAGGUUUAUGCUCUUUUUACAAGGACUAAUUUUCAAAAUAGAUAUGGUAACUCUGUUUCCUUCUCCAAAUGCCUGUGAAAAGUUGAAAGACAGUUUUUCUGCUCUUAUUCUUAUCAGUAUGUAUCUUUCCAUACUACUACUCUAUGAAGAGGACUCUUUUCAUUAUGGUGAAUGCAACUCAGAUAGGAGGAAAAGAGAUGAAACUCAGAUAUGAGUUUUUAAAUUUUAUUCUCUCUCCUUACAGCUUUCUACCUUUUCAAAUACUUGGCUUCUUAUCGGCUAUUUAAUCCUGCAGGUAACAACUAAACCAGUAGUCAUAUAUCCAAACAGCGGUGAGACUUAUGAUGGAGUACGAAAGGAGUGGGUGGUGAGUUUCCUCUUUCCUUGGUUUUAUUUCGUUCAAAUUUUGAAUUGAGCUCAAACCUGGCCACUAGUGCUCAUCUUCUCUGGCCCCUCUGAAUAUUGGCUUGCGAGUCUAGAUCCUGGGUAAUGGGUAAUGGUUAGUAAUAGAUGUUUUAUUUGUUCCCAAGUUAAUUAUCCUUGAAGUGGCUCAUAUUUGCCUGCAUUAUCAACUGCCACACAUUCUGUUUUGGUUCUAUUUCAUACUAACAUAUAGUUUUGAAGCAUUCAUAAAAUUCAGAAACUAGAUAUGCUCAACUACGAUCAUCGAUCAUCCUGCAAUCUUAGCACCAGUCUGAUCGACCUGACAUGUUAACUUUCAAGUCCAUUGUCUUAUGUUUAGCAUGUAAUCUGAUGUAUGUUUUGUGUUGCAGAAAUCAAGUGGAGUUCAAGAUGGAGACUUUGUAUCCUAUGUGAGCAAGUGGCGUGAAGCUGGGGCUUCCCUUUUUGGAGGCUGCUGCAGGACUUCUCCCCACACUAUAAGGGCCAUAUCUAUGACUCUCUCCAGCUAUCUGCAGUGACCAUCCUUGUGUUCAAGACUGCCUUAGACAAAGAUGUAAAUGUUUAACCCAUGUUGAGAAAAUGCGGCUUCAAAUCCAGCUUCCAACCACUAAUGGAAGUUAGCCUUGUAGAGAACUUGAAUAAAUCUGAAGUUAAUAAAUAAAAGUGUCUUUGGGUUUGCAUA
Vitis vinifera (wine grape) is the source of this 1996-nucleotide messenger RNA. Its product is annotated as homocysteine S-methyltransferase 3. The record is from RefSeq and is a predicted model, not a curated record. Gene Ontology annotation, molecular function: zinc ion binding; S-adenosylmethionine-homocysteine S-methyltransferase activity. The coding region runs from base 128 to 1126 and encodes 332 amino acids. Gene Ontology annotation, biological process: S-methylmethionine cycle. Lineage: Eukaryota; Viridiplantae; Streptophyta; Magnoliopsida; Vitales; Vitaceae. The transcript is spliced from 5 exons.